This is a messenger RNA of Neofelis nebulosa (Clouded leopard), 4107 nucleotides long. It is a transcript of the gene GULP1, whose product is annotated as GULP PTB domain containing engulfment adaptor 1. Lineage: Eukaryota; Metazoa; Chordata; Mammalia; Carnivora; Felidae. The record is from RefSeq and is a predicted model, not a curated record. The transcript is spliced from 20 exons. The coding region runs from base 958 to 2181 and encodes 407 amino acids.
GCAGGGUGCACAAUGGGAUUUUUCUCUGACAUUUACAGGGAGAACCUGGAUAAUCUGGAGAUGAAUCUCACAGAAUUGUGGAGGCUCCCCUAUGACUGGGUACCCUGGAGUUUUUAACUCUCAGAGUUCCUUACACUGACCCUGAAGGAAUUACCCAAUUAUAGUUCAGGUUUUCCUACUCUGGCCUGGAUUCCUGUUGCAGUUUCCACUUGUGAAUCUCUGCUUUGAUUUAUGUUGGAGACAUUGUGGGGUUGGUUCCGGAGCACUGCAAUAAAGCAGAUGAUACAUGAUUUGUCUGCAAGUUUUUUCAUAUGGCAAGUCUCCAUAAAGUUUUCCAAUAUAUUUAUUAAAAAAUCUGCAUACAAAUGGACCCACAUUGUUCAAACCAGUGUUGAUCAAAGGUCAACCUUAAUAGUUCAACAUCAGUGGACAUAGCAGUGAAGAUAUUGAGAACUGUUGGGGUCUCCUUUAGAGGAACAGGACCUGAGAAAAUACAAAUUCAUUCUGCUUGAUACCUCUGUUCACGCCAGAAAUCUCCACAUGAAUGUUUAUAGCAGCUUUAUUCCUAAUUGCCAAAAACAGGAAGCAAGCAAGAUGUCCUCUGAAAGGGAAAACAGUUCCAAGCGGACCCUGACCCAAGUAUGAAGAGGCAUGAUUUCUGGUCCCAGCUUUAGCACUUCCUAACCACGAGAUUUGGGGAGAAUGAAGACAGAAAGGGGUCAUCGGUGAAUGAGAUUCUUCUCUUAGUGAAGCUGGGAGCGGGUAUGAGAGAUCUCUUCUAAGGUCAUAUGUGAUUCCAUCUGAUAUACAUAGGAGAGAAAGUGACUGAAGAACUCAGAUGGCAACUAUAUGAUUGAAACUAUUCAAAGUCAAACAGCUGCAUAUUCUUUCAACUAUAUCCGAGCGUACUCAGGAUAUCAAGUGUGAUUGAACUCAACGUCUGUUUGGCUGAUCAUCAUGAAUCGUGCUUUUAGCAGAAAGAAAGACAAAACAUGGAUGCAUACGCCUGAAGCUUUAUCAAAACAUUACAUUCCCUAUAAUGCAAAGUUUCUUGGCAGUACAGAAGUGGAGCAGCCUAAAGGAACAGAAGUUGUAAGAGAUGCUGUGAGGAAACUAAAGUUUGCAAGACAUAUCAAGAAGUCUGAAGGCCAGAAAAUUCCUAAAGUUGAGCUGCAAAUAUCAAUAUAUGGAGUAAAAAUUCUAGAACCUAAAACAAAGGAAGUCCAACACAAUUGCCAGCUUCAUAGAAUAUCAUUUUGUGCUGAUGAUAAAACUGACAAGAGGAUAUUCACUUUCAUAUGCAAAGAUUCUGAGUCAAAUAAACAUUUGUGCUAUGUAUUUGACAGCGAAAAGUGUGCUGAAGAAAUAACUUUAACAAUUGGCCAAGCAUUUGACCUGGCAUACAGGAAAUUUCUAGAAUCUGGAGGGAAAGAUGUCGAAACAAGAAAACAGAUCGCAGGAUUACAGAAAAGAAACUUAGUGUUCUCAUGUGACUUUGCUUCACUUCCUGAUGCUUCUCAUGGGGAUCAGAGCAGCAGAAGCAGCAGAUGCUGGAUUCAAGACUUAGAAACCGAAAACAUGGAACUUAAAAACAGAGUGCAAGAUUUGGAAAGCCAAUUAAGAAUAACCCAAGUAUCAACAUCUCCACUGCUGCACCAAGUGUCUGAUCAUGAGCAACAUGGGUUUCAGAGAUGCUCAUCCUCUUUCUGGCGUAGUAGUGAUGAUGAUUCAUCUUCCUGUCUAAAUAUUUCUUCCAUUACUGUCACUCCUGUCAACUCACCUGAUUCCAGACUGUCAUUGGGACUGUUAAUACCACCACCUUCUAAAUGUGGCCUUCCCAAGCCAAUCAGUGAGAGCAGCAUCCCAAGACCUCAUGCAGGCAGUGUGACACCUAAGUCACCCUCCACUGACAUCUUCGAUAUGAUACCAUUUUCUCCAAUAUCACACCCAUCUUCAACACCUACCCGCAAUGGCACACAGCCACCUCCAAUACCUAGUAGAUCUACUGAGAUUAAACGGGACCUGUUUGGAGCAGAACCUUUUGACCCAUUUAACUGUGGAGCAGGGGAUUUCCCUCCAGAUAUUCAAUCAAAAUUAGAUGAGAUGCAGGAGGGGUUCAAAAUGGGACUAACUCUUGAAGGCACAGUAUUUUGUCUCGACCCAUUAGACAGCAGGUGCUGAUGUCAAGAACAAGAGAUCCAGAUUUGUGUUUAAUUUGUUUUCUAUACAUAUACAUCAUUCAUUAUUAUUUUAUGAAAGGUAGUAUUCAUGUGCCAAUAUAUUUUUGAAAAUCUUAACUUUUUGAAAAUUAUUUUAGUAAAAUGUUCAUUAUUGAUCUAUAACAUUUAUUUCAAAAACAACUAAUUGUAAAGUAAAUCAUACUUUUAUGUUCCUUUCUGUUUCUCUUGUAGAUGAAUUUAUAAUCAAAAAACAGAUUACCCAAAUAUCUGUCUUGUGUCUGAGUUCUAAAUAAUUAGCAUCUUGAAAUUUGUGUUCAUUCUCCAGGCUGCUAGUUUAUUAUUGAUUCCCAAAAGCCAUGCUUUAAUGAUACCUUUCAAAGUCUUGACAAGAUAUACCAAUGCCAAGCUAAAUAUGUUCUAUAUUCAAACCAAUAAACAUGUUACCAUCCAUUAGACAGAUGUUAUUUUAUGGAUUAAAUGUUGUUCAUGUCAUUGCAAAAUGUAAACUUUGAAUAUAAUGCCACGAGGUCAUUUGUAGCAAGUAAAAUAGCAAAAAUAUAAUUUCCAAUAAUAAUUAAAGCAAAUAGAGUAUUUGUUAGCAAAAACAAAGUAAUAGUGUUAUCUAUUAUUAUCAGUUAUACUCUAAGUCUUUUAUUUAUUUCAUAAGUAAAGAUUAUGGGAAAAAAUGAACAUUUGCUCUUCGCAAAACACUUAAUAUUUAAUUUCUAAUGAGAUAAGAUAGACACCUAUCUAAUGAGAUAAGGAUUUACGUUGCUAAGCAUCUCAAUAUCAUCUGAGCUAAUAUUUCCUAAAAAAAUAUUUGGAAUUUAGGCUGUCUAUGGUUGCAAUGUCUAUUACCCAUGUAUACUUUACCAACUAUAUUUUUUCUCACUGAAUAAAAUUAUUCUUCUCAUAUUUUCUCCUUUUCAUAGAUAUUUUCUCACCAAAUUUUAUUUUGUGAUGACCCAUUAGUUUUGAUAUUUUGAAAUCUAUGACAACUAUUCUUUAUGAAUCAUCAAUAUUAUUUACAAAUUUAAUUUGUAUUUGUUUUUGUUGAAGUCAGAAUCUCAUUUUUCACAAAAACCAAGUGGCUUCUCAGUUUGGUUCAACAUAAACAAUAAAAUUUUCUUGUACUUAAUUCAUAAUGUGUUGAUGAGCUCUGACCCUUAAAAAUGUUUGUUUCCUAUGCAUUUGCCCAUUAUGUAACAAGCUUUAGUUUGUACUCAGUGCAAGAAAAAUCUAUGGUCAAAAUUUAAAAUUUGGUUCAUCACAUCAUAAGAAAAAUAGAUUAAUGAAAAUAUGAGCUUAGAUUAGGGGUAGAUCUUAAAAGUAGAUUUUUAUUUUACUCAUGGGAAUUUCUGUCAAGUGCUAAAGGUACAUAUUCAGUAGGAAAAGAAAUCAAAUAUGCUUAUGCAAUAUUAUAUUUGUAUGUAUCUUCAUGAUGUUCUAUGGUAUAUAUAAGCCUUGUUUUCUGUUAUCUGCUAAGUUGUACCUUAAUUAGAGGUUAGUAUAUGUUUCAUAAAGAAGAAUCUUUAUAAUUUUGUUUGUCAUAUAGUAUUUUGGAAUUUGUAUAAUGAGGAUGUUUAGAAGCCAUUUCAAUGGCUUUUUUUUUAACAGAUAGAAUUUGUAUUUUUAUUGUACUUUAAAAAGCUUUAUGUAAUAGGUAUAUAUUUAGCAGCCAUUUAUUAUCAAUGGUAACACAAUAGCGUACUAAGAUGGUAUUUGCACACUUAAGACACGUUACUUUACCAAUUUUUAAUGGUAAUCAGUUCUACUGGCAUGACUAAAUAGUACAUAAUUGCUCAUUAAUUAUGAACAUUUAUUUCACCAGUGCAUUUUUAUGAAGAUCCAGUUGAAAAUUGUAUUUCUAUGUAAACUCAAUGAUAUGUUUGAUUUUGCUGAGAAUAAAUAAUUUUAAAUAAAUAAA